CUACAGGCUGUGUUUGAAGGAAGGAGCCUACCCGGAGACACUUUGAAUACAAAUAAACUCAACUUUAUUCCGCUGCAUGUUGGAGGUGACGGAGAGCAAACUUUGAUUUUUGCCUGAAAUCUGCCCAGAGAGGGAACAUUUGGGUUCUUAACAUCCGAACCGACCCAGCAGAGGUUCUGCCCGUCGUGUGUUCAUCAUCCAGAAGCUGUGCAGCCUGGGAGGAGACAGUGAAGAAAAGAAGGCCAGAACCAGCAGUGAUCCUGCACAGGCCUGCCAGUCCUCUAGGUCCGAUCAGAGCUCAUUAGGCUCAAAGUCCUGCCCUCGAAGCGGCCUCUCCUCCGUGGCUCGGCUGGUGAAGGUGGGCCGCUGUAAGAACGUGGUGGUGGUGGCCGGAGCCGGAAUCAGCACGGCCAGCGGCAUCCCGGACUUCAGGACUCCAGGAACAGGUCUCUACGCCAACUUGGAGAAGUACAACGUCCCUUACCCAGAAGCCAUUUUCAACAUCGACUACUUCUCCAACGACCCGCAGCCUUUCUUCUCGCUGGCCAAGGCUCUGUAUCCUGGGGUUCACCGGCCCAACUACAUCCAUUACUUCAUCCGCAUGCUUCACCACAAAGGUCUUCUGCGCCGAGUGUACACGCAGAACAUCGACGGACUGGAGAAACUUUGUGGUAUCCCAGAUGACAAGCUGGUUGAGGCCCACGGGAGUUUCGCCACAGCUUCCUGUCACCUCUGCUACACUCCAUAUCCUGCUGAUGAGGCUAAAACAGCCAUAAUGAACGACAGCAUCCCCACGUGCUCGUUCUGCGCCGCCACCGUCAAACCAGACGUGGUGUUUUUCGGAGAGGACCUCCCUCAGAAGUAUUUCCUCCACACCGAAGACUUUCCAAAAGCAGACCUGCUCAUCGUUAUGGGCACGUCUCUGCAGAUUGAGCCGUUCGCCAGCCUGGUGAACACCGUGCGUGCCACAGUGCCGCGCCUCCUCCUGAACCGGCACGCCGUGGGGCCCUUCGAGAGGYUCCCCCUGCGGAGACGAGACCACAUGGAGCUGGGGGAUCUGGCGGAGACCGUCAGAAGGUUCGCCAAACUCCUGGGCUGGAGCGAAGAAAUAGAAGAACUGAUGAAGAGGCAGGAAGUGCCGAGCCUCCCUGCACUGGUGACCGGUGAUGCAACACUUUGUCAGAACGCCUCAGCAUCACAACCUGAAACAUCCAGGUCCAGACGAGGAGCCGGCAGCGGCGGCGAGGACACCGACUCAGAGACGGACAGCAAAAGCUGCGCAUCGUCCAACGCAAGCAAAUAAUGUGUUUUUGUUUUUUCAAUCCAGAGUGGGAAUUGUUUCUAUACAUUUACAAAAGGUUUUAUCAAGUUUCAUAUCAUGAGGAAGCUUCUGCUCAUACUAGUAACUCAUUUCCGUAUGUGUAUUUUAUACUGGAGGCUUAUUUUGUAUGAAUAAUGCACUGUAUUCUAAGCAAUAUUUAAUAAAYUUAAUAAAAUGAGUCAAAAGAAGACAA
Molecule: messenger RNA, 1514 nt
Organism: Austrofundulus limnaeus
Lineage: Eukaryota; Metazoa; Chordata; Actinopteri; Cyprinodontiformes; Rivulidae
Product: SIRT1 domain-containing protein
Cellular component (GO): nucleus
Molecular function (GO): NAD+ binding; histone deacetylase activity, NAD-dependent
Source: RefSeq, a predicted model, not a curated record